AUGGGGCAGCACUUUCUCUUCCACCGGGACCUCGUGGCCGCCACGGCCGUGCACCACGCAGUGACCGCCCGUCUGUCCAAUGACCUUCACUCCGACCUCGUGGUCCUCGGUCCGCAGUGGCUGCGCAUCUACCGCGUCGAGCCUCUACCGCCCGCAACGGACGCAAUCGAAGCGUCUACGAAAGGCCACGUCCUGCACCUCCUCGUCUCCUUUCCCUUGGCAGGCGUCGUCGAGAGCGUCCACGUGCUGCGGUUCGACCGCGCUCUAUUGAGGAAGAAACACCGGUUCGUCGGGGGCGACGACGUGCUGCUCCUCACGUUGCCACGCCUGAAGUGGGUGCUCAUUGGCUAUGACCGGCGGUCCCGAAGUCUCGCGACGCUCGCGAUGUUUUCCUUUGAAGAGGACGCGAUUGGACCAGGCGCGACGUUAAAAGGCGAGAAACAAGGACGGGAACAGAUGCUGGGACUCGGCACGCAAGCACUGGCGAGGGUCGACCCGCAGACGAGAUGUGGCGCCAUGCUCGUGUACUCGGACCAGCUGGUGAUUGUGCCGUUUCGGACCGAGUCCAUGGAGCUUUCGUUCUUUGAAGAAGACGAGGACGACGUGGACGAGCACGAGCAGCAGGCCAUGACGGAUUCUGACAAUGAGGAGGACGAGGAUGAAGAGGAGAUGAAAUUGCAAGAGAUGGUGAAUGAAAGCAGGCAGCGAGGCGUCACGAGUGAUGUGAGCGGCACACUUCAAGCUUUGCUGGACAAGAGUGUGAAGGUCGGUGCCAAGCGCAAACGUAAUCACUUGAGUGGACUCAUGCCAAACGAGAUUGCUGGAAGAGAGUUUCUAUUGCGGCUACGAGAGCUGGAGAUUACGGGAAAAGUUAUCGAUCUAGCGUUCCUUGAUGGGUACUUGGAACCGACGCUCAUGGUGCUGCACGAGGAAAAUGAGAGGAAUUCGACCUCCGGACGUCUGGCUGUAGGAUUCGAUACGUACUGUCUUACAGUCAUGUCGAUCAAUAUGAACACAAGACUCCACCCGAAGAUUUGGACUGUGAAAAAUCUUCCAUCCGAUUGCUUCCGCUUGAUUCCGUGCCGUGCACCGCUUGGUGGCGUGGUGGUCUUAUCAGCGAAUGCUUUUCUGUAUUUCAACCAAACGCAGUUCCAUGGCCUUGCCACAAAUGUGUUUGCGACGAAAACGGUGAACCAGUCAGUUUUUCCACUCUGCGACGCUGUGUACAAAACGCCAGAGCACGAUAUUGCACCGCUUAACAUCGUGCUCUAUGAUUGUCAGUUCGAGUACUUGCGCGAAAAAGAGCUACUGCUAAAUAUGCCGAGUGGGGAGGUAUACGUGCUCUCGUUACCACACGAUGAGCCAUCAAAUCGUGGUCUGUACGGUUUUGGUAGCGUAUCUUCGAGUCGAAAAGCGUCGCUAUCGCUGCGAAUGCUUCAGUCUAAUAUCGUAGCAAAUUGUUUGUGUAUCGACGAGGAGAAACAGACAUUAUUCGUGGGCUCAAGGUCAGGUGACUCAGUGCUUUACUCUCUGGACAAAAAGAAGCUAGCUCAAGCUGAAGGCGAAGGACUAGGGCAAAAAGAAGCGCCGAUAAAGGAAGAGGUACCGGGAAAUGAUGUGACUUUAGAUGGUAAGCAUGAGCCGGCUGAAGAGGAGGAAGAGGAUGACGACGACCUGUUCUUAUACGGAGCAGCGCCGUCAAAGGAAGCUCAGGUAGCAGCAACGGAUCCGGCAGAGAUCAAAAAUGAAGCCGGCGGGUCUCAUGUGACGAAAGGGCCAAAUGGUACCUCCACAAUCGAAGAAAAUGGUCCUUAUGAGUAUGAGCUUCGGCAGGUUGAUGUUCUGCCUGGCAUCGGACAGAUCACCUCAAUUGAGCUGGGUGUCGCAAGUAGCGGAGACUCAAAUGAAAAACGAGAGGAGCUUGUGAUUAGUGGUGGUUACGAGCGCAGUGGUGGUAUCUCGGUGCUGCACAACGGUUUGCGCCCCAUUGUUGGUACUGAGGCAGAACUAAGCGGCUGUAGGGCGAUGUGGACGGUAUCGUCUUCACUGCCUUCUGCGACUACUAGCAUUGACGGGCGUAGCUAUAGUGCAUAUCUCAUCUUGAGCGUUGCUCAUCGAACGCUUGUGCUUCGAACAGGUGAAGGCAUGGAGCCACUGGAGGAUGACAGUGGUUUUUACACCUCCGGUCCAACUCUUGCUGCAGCAAAUUUGUUCAGCAAGCAGCGCAUCGUUCAAAUAUUCAAGCAAGGUGCACGCGUGAUGAUGGAAAUAGCUGAAGGAAAAGAGUCACGUGAUCAAGAUCAAGCUGCAAGUGCUGAUGAAGAUGACGAAGACUGCCCGAGCGUCAAGCUCGUUUGCACACAGGAGAUAACUUUAGAAGGUGAUAUCGAGUGCGGAGGGAUGAAUGUCGAUACUUCGAGCGUAGGAAUCGUGUCCGUGGACGUUGUUGACCCGUACAUUCUUUUACUUCUGACUGACGGCUCAGUUCGGCUACUGGUGGGCGAUGACGAAGACAUGGAGCUGACGGUGAUUGAUCCUGAGAUCGAUUAUUUUGAUGGUAUCGUUGACGCAAAUGGAGCCGCGGAUACGUCCAAGCACGGGAGCAGCUCCGCGUGUCUCUUUUACGACUGGGCUGGUAUGUUCCGUGAUGUUGUGUGGGACGAAGACGAUGUCGAAGAAACGAACGUUUCGGCUGCAAAUGAAGUGAAAAAAGAAAAAAACGAUGAAGAGGAUGACAUGGACGCAUUGUAUAGUACCAAAUUAAGUCCAAGAGCAACUACGACCGACCGUAGUAACAAACCAGACGUGGUGCUGGGCCAAGAAUGGCAGACAAACGCUGAUGGAUCCGUGUCGAUACCGCUGCUGAAGCAGAAAGAUGCAAAGAUGAUGUGUGGCAUGUGCUUUGGUGACGGUUCUCUGCGUGUCUUUUCCCUCCCGCAUUUUGAGAAGAGAGGUGUGUUUCCGUACCUUACCUUUGCACCUCAGUCCUUAGUGAAUACGAUUGGACACCACCGGGGCAGCAAAGACAAAAUAACUGCUCCGGCUCUUGGUCUUAAUGCGUCGACAUCUAUCGCAAAUGACGGCCGCAUCAAGAAGUCGCACACCAUUCAUUCACCGGUGGCUGACAUCAUCAUUCAUCGGGUUGGCCCAAGCGAAGGUCAGCACAACGCUCAAUAUUUAUCUCAAAUGGUGAUGCUAGUGUUCUUGGCGAACGGCGACUUGCUCACGUAUGUCGCGAUACCCAAGGAUGAGAGUAUAAAGCGACAAGCUGACAAUGAAGAAGUCGUCCCCGUGUAUAGCUUUGUUCGCGCGGAAACCGAUAUCAUCACGCGACCGUUCCUUCCUACACGGUCUCGCACCAAUGCUCACAGUGAGCCUAGUAGCAAUUCGGAGAUCAAUGUCAGCUCGGUGCUAGCUAAGCUUCGCGCCGGUUUCCGGUAUCCUAUGCUGACAAACUUUGCGAAUGUCAACAAUAUGAGUGGCGCAUUUUUUCGGGGAGCUCAUCCGAUGUGGAUCUUGGGUGACCGUGGCCAACCGACAUUUGUCCCGAUGUGCGUCGCCGAAUCCACGCCUCCAAUUCCGCGCGCAAAUGAUGCAUCAAACCGAAAUGCGGUCCCUCGAGUGAGCGUGCCAGUCUUGAGUAUUACUCCGUUUCAUCAUUGGAACUGUCCCAAUGGGUUCAUUUACUUUCAUUCACGCGGGGCGUUACGCGUGUGUGAACUCCCCUCGAGUAAGACUUCGACGAUUCUUCCCUCGAGCGGUGGAUUUGUGCUACAGAAGGCAGAGUUUGGGGCUACCCUGCAUCAUAUGUUGUAUCUUGGCAACCGUGGUCCCGGUGGUGUCGCAGAGGCUCUAAUAACGCCCACAUAUGCCGUUGUCUGCAGCAUGAAAAUGAAGCCAACCGAUGCAAAAUCCGCAACGGAAGUGUUUGGGGAUUUAGAGGAAGAGGAAGAGCCUGAAAAUCUGGAUGCAAACGGAAAUCCUGUUGCAAGUAACGUGAUGGCACCGACAGCAGAGAUGUUUCCUGAUUACGAAAUCGACGAAAUGCCACAAACGGAGGAGGACGUGUACGAGCUUCGUUUGGUCCAGACGAAUGAGUUUGGUGAGUGGGGACGCAGUGGAGUAUUCCGUGUGUACUUCGAGCGGCAUGAGGUUGUGCUGAGCGUGAAACUUAUGUACCUGUAUGACUCGUCGUUGAUGAAAGAAGAAUUGUAUUCGACAUCGCUCGAGUGGAACAGGAGAAAACGACCGUACAUUGUGGUUGGCACCGGUUGGGUUGGCCCACACGGCGAAGACGAAAGUGGGCGCGGUCGGUUGUUACUAUAUGAGCUUGAUUACGCGCAGUAUGUGAAUGAAGAAGGCGGUAGUACGAGUAGAAAGCUACCCAAGUUGCGGCUAGUGUUCAUAAAAGAACAUCGGCAGGGAGCAAUUUCAAUGGUGACGCAGCUCGGACCGUAUGUGUUGGCUGCCGUCGGAUCGAAAUUGAUCGUGUAUGAAUUCAAGUCGGAGCAACUUGUUGGGUGUGCAUUCUACGACGCGCAAAUGUUUAUUGUGACGCUCAAUGUCGUGAAGGACUUUAUCAUGUAUGGCGAUGUAUACAAAAGCGUACACUUCUUACGUUGGAGGGAGGAUCAACGCCAGCUUCUGCUAUUGGCGAAGGACUACGAGCCUUUGGCUGUUUCUGCUACUGAAUUUAGCGUGUUCGAGAAAAAAUUAGCGCUACUGGCGGUAGACAUGGACGACAAUUUGCACGUGAUGCAGUUUGCUCCUCGGGAUAUCGAGUCCCGCGGUGGACAGAGACUUCUACGUGUUAGUGACUUCCACUUGGGCGUGCAGGUUGCAAGCAUGUUCCGCAAACGGGUCAAUGACUCCAGCUCUGUGCCUCCUACAAAGGGUCGCACAGCAGCUCCACCUCCUUGCUACGUCAAUAUCAUGGGCACCUCAGAAGGCGGAGUUGGCGCACUGAUCCCUGUUAGUGAGCGAGCAUUCCGCCGUCUGUUUACGCUGCAGAACGUGAUGGUUAACACGCUACCGCAAAACUGCGCAUUGAAUCCACGCGAAUUUCGCAUGCUGAAGACGAACACGCAGCGACGAUGCGGAAGACCCGAUGCAUGGAGUAAGAAAAAGUGGAAGAAGAGCUUUUUGGACGCCUUCGUGCUAUUCCGUUUUCUGGCGCUCGACUACGUGGCCCAAAAGGAGCUAGCGCGGUGCAUCGGUACCACACCCGAAGAUGUCAUGCACACCUUGCUGGAAAUCCAGCACGCGACGGCGACUUUUUUGUAA
This is a messenger RNA of Peronospora matthiolae, 5283 nucleotides long. The record is from the annotation of a GenBank genome assembly. NCBI's taxonomy places the organism in Eukaryota, Oomycota, Peronosporomycetes, Peronosporales, Peronosporaceae.